Molecule: messenger RNA, 204 nt
Organism: Nerophis lumbriciformis (worm pipefish)
Lineage: Eukaryota; Metazoa; Chordata; Actinopteri; Syngnathiformes; Syngnathidae
Source: RefSeq, a predicted model, not a curated record
AUGGAUGAGAUGGACCUGCCCCAGAUGAAGAAGGAGGUAGAGAGCCUUAAGUACCAGUUGGCUUUCAAAAGAGAGAAGUCCUCCAAAACAGUGACAGAUUUGGUGAAGUGGAUAGAAGAUGGCGUCCCUGAGGAUCCCUUUCUGAACCCUGAGCUGAUGAAGAACAACCCAUGGGUGGAGAAAGGAAAGUGCAUCCUUCUGUAG